This is a messenger RNA of Ceraceosorus guamensis, 2140 nucleotides long. RefSeq names its product MFS general substrate transporter. Lineage: Eukaryota; Fungi; Basidiomycota; Exobasidiomycetes; Ceraceosorales; Ceraceosoraceae. Gene Ontology annotation, molecular function: transmembrane transporter activity. The transcript has 6 exons. The record is from RefSeq and is a predicted model, not a curated record. Gene Ontology annotation, biological process: transmembrane transport. Gene Ontology annotation, cellular component: membrane. The coding region runs from base 175 to 1947 and encodes 590 amino acids.
GCAUUUCCGUCACGACCAACGCGCACACAUUUUCCCCCUCUUUCGUCUCCAUCACAUGCUCGACAGCUUCGCAAAGGAAAGAAGAAUCACCCUGCUUAGCAAAGCGCAGUGCCAGCACACCUAGCCCGCUUGGCACACAGACUCACCUCUACACACGCAGAGGCGCGAAUCGUCAUGUCGGUGCCGCAUCUCUCUCACAGGCACGUGCCGGACGAGUCGAGGCUGGAAGGGAGCGCUUCAGAUGUUAGGAAAGAUGGGCUGCAUCACCAGACGAGCUCUGCGGUGGAUGAGCAAGAGCAAGGAUCUGGCUUGAGUCCCAAGAGCGACGAGCUCACAGCGCGGGGCGACACGACUUCAGCGUCCGAGCUCGCAGCGCAGCUGGGCGUGGAUGAGAGGAAGCUGAUGAGAAAGGUGGAUCUUCACCUCAUCCCAUUCUUGAGCUUGCUAUAUCUCUUUAGCUUUUUGGACAGGAGCGCCAUCGGCAAUGCCAAAUUGUAUGGAUUGGAAGAUGAAUUGCAUAUGCGAGAUACGGAUUUCUCCAUCGCUGCUGCCAUCUUCUUCAUCCCUUAUGCUCUGUUCGAGGUGCCAAGCAAUAUUCUGCUCAAAGCUUUCAGACCCUCCAUCUGGUUUCCCAUCAUCACGAUGCUCGUGGGAUGCGCCAUGCUCUCUCAGGGCGUAGUGUCUAGCUAUGGAGGCUUGCUCGCCGCCAGAUUCUGCUUAGGUGUGGUGGAGGCGGGUCUGUUUCCCGGUGUCAACCUGCUCCUCUCUGGCUGGUACAAGAGGUCGGAGUUCGGAUUGCGAGCUGCGCUCUUCUUCUCCGCUGCUACCAUUUCCGGAGCGUUCGGUGGGCUGCUAAGUGCUGCUAUACACAAUAUGCACGGCAUCGGAGGCUACGCGGGAUGGCGCUGGAUCUUCAUUAUCAUUGGUCUGGCGACUUUUGUCGUCGGAGUUCUUUCCUUCUGGUUGGUACACGACUUUCCAGAGACUGCGCGCUUCAUCACGGAAGACGAGCGUCGAGUCAUCAUCAAGAGGUUGCAGUGCGAUCAGCAGCUCAGCGCUUCUGGAGAGCGCUUCACAUGGGCUUCGGUCGGUAAAGGCUUUGUGGAUAUAAAGACAUGGGUCGGAGCUCUGGCCUACAUGGGCUGCGACGGGCCAUUAUACGCUUUUUCCACCUUUACGCCCACCGUCAUUCGAGAAUUGGGAUAUCAGGCGACCAGGGCGAACCUGCUCAGCGUUCCCAUCUACGUCAUCGGCUGUUUAGUCACCAUCCUAGUAGGAUUUGUGGCCGACCGAAGAGGCAACAGAGCCAUGCUCAAUGUAUUGAUCCUCGGCAUUGGCAUCGCUGCCUACAUCGUCUUGGCGGCUUCUAGGCUCACGGGCCUCAGCUACGCGUUUAUUUACCUCGCUGCCAUUGGUAUCUAUCCGGCCAUUCCAAACACCAUCUCUCUCACCAUCAGCUCGGUUGAGGGAAGUUUCAAGAGGAGUGUAGUCAGCGCUGUCGUCACUGUUGGGGCUCAUGAAUCUACUCUGCGCCUCCUUGCCUGCCCUCUCUGCACCCCUCGCAGUAUAAGUUGGGGUAAUUUGAACGGCGCAGCAACUACGAACGUCUACAGACCACGGGACCAACCUUGGUAUCCGCUCGGACACGGUCUCAUCGUGAUGUACAUCGUGAUCGGUAUGCUCUCCAACCUGACUUACGUCUACCUCGUCAAGAGGGAGAAUGCAGCGAGGGAGCGAGGAGCAAACGACGAAAACAUUCUCGAUGAUCCUUCUCCUCAAGGUGUCGAAAGAGCUCAGCAGAUCAGGACGGAGGAGAUUGCCAAAGCUACAGGUUGGAGAAAAAUCAAGAUGAUGUUUCAUGAAGCUCCUGGUGGCACUUAUGCGACCAGAGAAGAGGCUGCUAGGCUCAAGGGCGAUGCUUGGAGUGGAUUCAGGUACAGCUACUGAAUGACGAUGCUUCUUUAUGAAUGCUACUCUUGCGCCAGGCUUGCAAUGGUGUGGGACUUGCAAUCGAGUGAGCGCACGAGUCGAGGUAGACAAUCAGGCAGUCGACCCAAUCGUCCUGUACUUGUAGCCGGUGUCUGCGAGCAGACCUUUGGCCCCCCCAUCCUUUGCGCAAGAGCAACCAGAACACGCCAGA